Messenger RNA from Neospora caninum, 783 nucleotides. Its product is annotated as putative proteasome subunit alpha type 3. The record is from RefSeq and is a predicted model, not a curated record. The coding region runs from base 1 to 783 and encodes 260 amino acids. The transcript is spliced from 4 exons. Gene Ontology annotation, cellular component: nucleus; proteasome core complex; proteasome core complex, alpha-subunit complex. Gene Ontology annotation, biological process: ubiquitin-dependent protein catabolic process. Lineage: Eukaryota; Apicomplexa; Conoidasida; Eucoccidiorida; Sarcocystidae.
AUGGCUGGGACAGGGUCUGGGUACGACCUCUCCGUCUCCACUUUUUCUCCAGAUGGACGUGUUUUCCAGGUGGAGUACGCGGGGAAAGCGGUAGACAACAGCGGCCUGUGCAUGGCUGUUGUGUGCCAAGAUGGCAUUCUCUUUGCCGUGGAGAAGCCCAAGCCGUCUCCGCUUCUCCUCCCUACGUGUCUCCGAAGAAUCGCCGCUGUCACGGAAACUAUCGGAAUCGCUGUGGCGGGAUUGGCGGCAGACGGCCGGCAGAUUGUCACGCGAGCUCGCCAAGAGGCCGAAGAAUACAAGAAAACGUUCGGAGUAGAGAUCAGCGGCGGCGUUCUGGCCGAGCGCAUUGGUCUCUUUAUGCAUGCCUAUUCUCUCUACUGGAGUGUCCGACCUUUCGGCGCCUCCGUCCUCAUCGGCGCGGUCCAGCAAGAGCGAGGCGAACCUGGAGCGCCGCUCCAGUUUAAGGGCGAGCUGUACUGCGUCGACACGAGUGGGUGUUGCAGCAAGUACCGGGCGACUGCGCUCGGCAAGGGACGGCCGUCAGCCAAGACCGAACUGGAGAAGCUGGACCUGGAGACGCUGACGACGAAGGAGGCUCUGGAGGCUCUCACGAAGAUUUUCCUGGUUGUUGACGACGAGGGAAGCAAGGAAGGGAAAGUGGAGGUCGAAGUAGGUCUGAUCGGAAACGACAGCUGCGGGGUCUUCAAGAUGCUGCCGUCCGAAGAAGUCCGCGCGGCCGUCAAACGCGCGAGGGAAGCUCUCGACGAAAUGGACGAGGAUUAA